Anthostomella pinea is the source of this 534-nucleotide messenger RNA. Lineage: Eukaryota; Fungi; Ascomycota; Sordariomycetes; Xylariales; Xylariaceae. The record is from the annotation of a GenBank genome assembly.
AUGGAAGCACCUGAUGACCAGUCCGGAGUCGCGCAGAUGGGUGCCGCGGCUUACGAUUCGUCGUCUGUAACCACCGCCGGCCUCCUCGGACUCACAACCCAGAUCAGACAGAAGAUAUAUUACUUUGCCGGCUUGGUCAGCGAUACCGAGCUAUAUCUCGACGCCAACUACUUAAAUCCUGAUAACCCAAACCUGACCUUCAGCGCCGAACCCCGGGUCGUGUUCUUCGCCAAAAAUCACUUUCACCUGACUGAGUGCUUUCCUGGCCAAAAGCGAACCGGUGAAGUAAUGAUAUUCCUGAAGAACAUCAAAUAUAUACGAUCGCUGAAGGUUCAGCUCUUUCAUGGGGACCUGUAUACAAAGUGGCUGCCCAUGGUUAAGUCUGUCCAAGACAAGCUCAACCUACGCUUCCUGAAGAUAGAGACGAUCCUGGAGAGCCUCCCAAAAUGGAACGGGUGGAGCAAGCUGACACCUGAGGAGAUGAUCAACGUUAUGAAGAAGAUGGUCGACGAGUCUAUAUGGCCUUUUGGAUAG